Molecule: messenger RNA, 931 nt
Organism: Tribolium madens (black flour beetle)
Lineage: Eukaryota; Metazoa; Arthropoda; Insecta; Coleoptera; Tenebrionidae
Product: MAPK regulated corepressor interacting protein 2
Exons: 5
Coding region: 264-686 (140 amino acids)
Source: RefSeq, a predicted model, not a curated record
UGUUGCCACCGUUGCCACUGUUUUUUAAUUUAAUUUAAUUUUAUUUAUUUUUUUAACAAAUGCAGACAGUUUUUGCAAACUCAUGUUGUUAGAUGAAUAUCAAAGGGUCCAAGAAAUUUUAAGUAAUAGAUUACGUAAUCGCGACUUCGCACCAUCACCAACCAAUAACUUUCCCAAAGUCGACCCUUCACUAUUCUUUACUUAUUAAAAUUUCUAAUUAGUGCAUUAUUCAAAAUUUACAUGUUUGCAACGUCAACAACAAAAUGUAUAAUGUAAAAGGACCCAGUAAAAUCGUAGCUAAAACUACAAGACGAGGCAUUUCGCAGAAUAUGGACAAUAUUCGGGAAUAUACACGGAAUAAAUCUGUAGAAAGUGAAGACAAGGAACUACCGGCGGUACCUAGACCAGUUUUUCACAACAAAAAGUCAGUCUCAUAUCAGCACAGACAGGAAGUUAUAUCACCACAACAUGAAGAAAUUAUAAAAUUCGUCAAUGAUUCUUGGAAUAAGGUUUGUGCAGAAAUAAGUCAAGAUUCUGAUGGUUGUGCUAGCCCCAAAAGUGAUCAAUCGAUUUAUUAUGAAGAUGAGCCUCUCAUUUUGGAAGGUUUUAAACCAUUUGAUCUGGAGUCUUGGUGGGGCAAACGCCUUUAUGCAUGCAUAACUGGUUCAGCAAACGGGAAAAAUUAACUUUUUUCUGAAGCAGUGUCGGUAGCUAGUCACAUUUUUUGUUAAAUCUUAUGUACAAAGAUUUCGGCUCUUUAAUUUUUAGGUGUAGUGUAGUCUCAACUUUUUUUAAUUUUUUUAUCAGGUUAUACGAUUUUAUUAGAUUUUAUGCCUUGUUAAUUGCAAAAAGCCUCUUUGUUACUAUUUCAGGGGUUUUUUUCAUUUUAAAUUUGUAAUAAUUACGAAAAAAAUAAAAUGUGAUAUUUGUA